Molecule: messenger RNA, 2383 nt
Organism: Solanum lycopersicum (tomato)
Lineage: Eukaryota; Viridiplantae; Streptophyta; Magnoliopsida; Solanales; Solanaceae
Source: RefSeq, a predicted model, not a curated record
UUUGAUAGGGAGACUGCAGGCGCACAAAUGAUUUGGCAUGUUUCAACAUCCAUGGCUAACACUAACAGCCAAUAAUGGAGAUGUGUUGACUAAAAAGGUCAACUAAUGGACCCCAAAAUAUAUUCCUAAAAUUUUCUUUCUGCUUUUUCCAGAAAUCACAUGCUUUAGAAUUCCCUGUCUCCCACUUAAAGUAAUGCAAAAUUCAAAGCUAAAACUCUUUUGUCUCUUGGACUAGGCCAUGUUAAAAAUGCUAAAAAGGCAAAAACUGAAGUUGUCAAGUGUCAACUAACACAACCAUAUUUUCAUCCAUUGGCAUCUUUCAUUCAAGAUUCUAAAAAGAGUUCAAAAAAUCUCAACCCAUUUUUCAACUAGUACAUAGUUGAAAAUCAGAUGAUUUUUUUUCAAGAAAAUAGAAGCUUUGAGUUGGUUUUAGGCCUUUUAGUGUUAAACAUUUUGUGGGUGGGGGUUAAAUCCCAGUGUAGUGAUGAUUGUGAUGCAUUAGCUUCAUUUUAUGUAUGGAAUGGUGCUAACCUCACUUUUAUGUCUAAUACUUUUUCAACCCCCAUCAAGAAUAUCCUUAGUUAUAAUCCUCAGAUAACCAAUCCAGAUAUUAUUCAAUCCCAAAGCAGAGUUAAUGUUCCCUUCUCAUGUAGCUGUGUUGAUGGGAAAUUCAUGGGACAUCAGUUUGAUGUGCAGGUCAAGACUAAUACUACUUAUCCGAGAAUCACUCGUCUUUAUUGUUCGAACCUUACAACAGUUGAAAAGUUGCAGGAGUCUAACAGUUAUGAUCCUAACAAUGUUCCUGUGAAUUCAAUAGUAAAGGUUAUUGUCAACUGCUCUUGUGGAAAUAGUCAUGUGUCAAAAGAUUAUGGACUAUUUAUAACUUAUCCUCUUCGCCCUGGAGAGAAUUUGGUUACACUAGCCAAUGAUUUUAGUCUACCACAGAAGUUGUUGGAAGACUAUAAUCCUGAAGCAAAUUUCAGCAGCGGUAGUGGUCUAGUUUUCAUUCCUGGAAAAGAUCAAAAUGGAACUUAUCCACAAUUAAGAACUUCUACAAGCUCAAAAGGAUUCUCAGGUGGCGCAAUAACUGGCAUAUCAGUUGCAGUAGUUCUUGUGGUUGCCCUUUUAGCAGUUUGCAUAUACAUUACCUUUUAUAGAGGCAGGAAAACGGAGGAAAAUCUUAACUUGGAACCUUACAAACACAGUAGUAAUAAGCAUAUUCCUGGUCAUGCAAAUUUUGAGAAUUCAUCAGAAGGGGGAUCUCUUAAACAGGGCGCUUCCCCAGAGGUCCCGAGGAUUGCUGUGGAUAAAUCUAUAGAAUUUUCAUAUGAUGAACUUGCUAAAGCCAGUGACAAUUUCAGCACAGCCUACAAGAUUGGCCAAGGUGGUUUCGCAUCUGUUUACUAUGGAGAGUUAAGAGGCGAGAAAGCUGCUAUCAAGAAGAUGGAUAUGCAAGCAACAAAAGAAUUCCUUGCUGAAUUGAAGGUUUUGACUCAUGUUCAUCACUUGAACUUGGUACGUUUGAUAGGAUACUGCGUUGAAGGAUCCUUGUUCUUAGUAUACGAAUACAUUGAAAAUGGAAACCUAAGCCAACAUUUGCGCGGUUUUGUUCCAGGUAAGGUGCCAUUGCCAUGGUCUACCAGGGUGAAAAUUGCUCUGGAUGCAGCUAGAGGCCUAGAGUACAUCCACGAACACACUGUUCCUGUUUACAUCCAUCGCGACAUUAAAACAGCCAACAUUUUGAUCGAUAAAAACUUUCGUGCAAAGGUUGCUGACUUUGGACUCACAAAACUGAUAGAAACUGAAGGUGGUUCGAUGAACACUCGUCUUGUUGGUACUUUUGGUUACAUGGCCCCAGAUUUGAGGAUGUGCUUAAUGAGGUUGAUCCUAAAGAAGGGAUAUGCAAACUGGUAGAUCCAAAACUUGGUGAUGAUUAUCCCCUGGAUUCAGUCUGGAAUGUGGCUCUUCUUGCCAAGGCGUGCACACAGGAGAAUCCACAAUUGAGACCAAGUAUGAGGUCAAUAGUAGUAGCUUUAAUGACAAUAUCAUCCACAAGUACUGCAGAUUGGAACCUUGGUGAAUUUUAUGAGAACCAGGGCCUAGCCCAUCUCAUUUCAGGAAGGUAAGUAAUUCCAAUUGGAGUUAUAUUGUGUUACUCACAAUCAGGAAAUUAGAAGCACAAGUUACACUUGUAUAUUUGUCUAUUUACAUCAACCAUAAUUUAAAAAAAGGAACCCUGUAUCUCUCUCCUUUGAGUAGCCAUUUGUCUCUAGAUUUUUGGGCUUAAAUUUAAAGUUUUGAUUUCUCAGCGUUUGUUGAUGGUAUAUGAACACCUCAAUUUUAAAUCAUCAGUUGGAAAUACCAAAUUCAUCAAUACAUAGGA